Messenger RNA from Folsomia candida, 4254 nucleotides. It is a transcript of the gene Ptpmeg, whose product is annotated as tyrosine-protein phosphatase 1. Gene Ontology annotation, biological process: protein dephosphorylation. Gene Ontology annotation, cellular component: cytoskeleton. The record is from RefSeq and is a predicted model, not a curated record. The transcript is spliced from 21 exons. Gene Ontology annotation, molecular function: protein tyrosine phosphatase activity; protein binding. NCBI's taxonomy places the organism in Eukaryota, Metazoa, Arthropoda, Collembola, Entomobryomorpha, Isotomidae. Bases 591 to 3881 code for a protein of 1096 amino acids.
CAUCCUGUCCGUUAUAUCGUCUUCUCUAUCGUGGGAACCAAAAAUUUGAGUGGCUCUUCUACAACUAGUUCUAGUUAAGUGAUGAGUUACUACGAGUUAUGUAAUUAAGUAGGAGUCAAAUGGGAACAGUUUUAGAUUCUGAAAAUUUGUGCUGACCGAUUUUGAUGCAGUGUCAAAUUACCAUUGUGUCAGCGGUGGAGUAACAGGAAGUAGCUCAAUUUUUGCAAGAAGGAAACUCUUGCAAGAGUAACAAAAGACGGAUCAAAGGAGUUUGACUCGGACGAAAAACUUCCAGUGGCAAAUAUUUACUAGAACACAACCUCGAAGUUUUGCAUCGUUUCAAGUUUUGCCAUUCCUGAAAAAACAAUAACUAAUAAAAUGCACCCUUUGUUAUGCAAACUAAAAACUUGAACGUUGCAAAUAUCUGAAGGGUUUAACUAAGGCUCUAACAAUACGGUUAUCCUGCACGUGAUGGACGACAACGUGAUGAGACUUACUCGACAACAUGAUUUAAACCCACAUCUAAUGACGCUAGCGAUAUUCUGUAUAAAGUUGGCUAAAGAAGAAUACGGGUUCUGAGUAGGAAAACAAUGUUUGAAAAGUCUCGAAAGAGUUUCAUCUCAGGAGCCAGGGGGACUUAUAGAGUUCGCGAUUCGUCACUUGAUGCUACACCGUCCUCCACCACAAACAAUAACUUGAAUGCAAUUUCCAACGCUGCUGGACCACCAACCACCUCCAAAGCUUCCAUUUCCAGCUCCACAUAUAGAAUUUCCAGGAGUAGAUCCAGUAGAGCAAAACGGUUGAGCAUUACAGUGAUAUUUCUGGAUGAUUCUCAACACACCUUUGAAGUGGAGAAAUCUGCUAGAGGAUCGGUACUUCUAGAUAAAGUGUUCCAACACCUGGAGCUAAUUGAGCGAGAUUACUUUGGACUUACAUACGAUGAAUUGUUACCACCACCAGAAGUUAUCCAUCCUUUGAGCUCGCCCCAUUUGCGUUGGGUAGAGGCAUCAAAGCCCUUAAAAAAGCAAAUCCGUUUUACCAAGCCGUCGCAAAAGAAAUCAUCGUUUGAGUCAUCCAACGGUGAUUUUCGUCGAAAAUCUGGUUCAAAACUGAGAGACUACUCGUCAACAUCUUCUAUUAGUUCCUGUGCAACCGUGUACUUCAGAGUGAAGUUCUUUGUUGAAGACCCAUCAAAACUCCACGAAGAGUACACAAGAUAUCAUGUGUAUCUACAAAUACGAAAGGAUAUCAAUGAAAACAGGCUACUUGUCAGCCCAAGCACCGGUUGCGUCCUGGCAUCGUAUGCAGCUCAAUCAGAAAUUGGAGAUUUUGAAAAUGAGCUACAUGAUCACGAGGGGCUCUAUUUGAGAAGACUCAAUUUACGAAUAAAUGGACCCCAUAUUGAAGACGUAUAUCGCAAAAUUUGCGAAAUUCAUCAGCUUCACCAUGGACAAACCCCAGCGGACGCUGAAUUUAAUUAUUUGGAUCAAGUUAAGAAACUGGAUGCUUAUGGAGUCAAUUUUCAUCGAGUGAUGGAUAACGCUGGGAAGGAUCUGGAGUUGGGGAUAUCCUCCGAUGGCAUCCGAGUUUAUCACAGUGGCCUCAAAAUUAAUACAUUUUGUUGGAGCAAAAUUACAAAGAUUGCUUUUAAAAGAAAGCAGUUUUUCAUACAACUACGCCGAGAGCUGAGUGAAGACUAUGAUACUCUUCUCCUGUUCGAAUGUUUUAGUUACAGAAGUUGCAAAGCUUUAUGGAAGUGCUGUGUGGAAAAUCAUGCAUUUUUCCGCCUCCGGUCACCGCCCCCUGUUCAUGUUCCAACCCUUGCCCUCUUUGGGUUUGGUUCCCGUUUUCACUACACUGGAAAGACUGAAUAUCAAACUCGAGAAGACGCUUCAAAAAGUGUUUCCAGAACUAGGAGAACUUUCUUUAGAUCUCAAAGCAAACGUGUUGUGGUUAGCAAACAAGUUACACCUGUUUUGGAUUCUAGAAGAACGAUUCAGUCGUCUGAAGAAGUAGACAUGAUUACAAAUGGCGAUUGCAAUAAGGAAAACAGUAGUCAUUGGGACGGCAAUAAUUCUCAGAUGAAAUAUCCUAUGAACGAUAAAAACGAACACAAUAACGCUCUGGAAACUUAUGGGAUUGUUAGUUUAAAAGAGUCCAAAAUCGAUGCAUGGACGAAUAAAAAUGGUGGCAACGGGGUUUAUCGAAACACUAACGGAGCUUUGAGCGAUCGAUUGAAAUUAACUCUGCCACUGGAUUCAAGUAGUCGCACGGGCGUUUCGGCUCGACACCAGGAACAGCCACGAAUGGCUUGGGCAGAGCAACACUUGUCUGACGACGAGGGUGGAUUUGUUGAACCUGUUUCCUCUCAGCAAGUUCAGCUCUGCAAUGGAGGUAAACUCAUGGGUUCCAGUACAGCUCAAGUUGCAGCUAUUGUUCUUAACGCAGCAGCAGCAAUUUCAACGCCUCAUAUUUCCAAAGGAAUUGCUUUUAUGGAUGACGAUGAAAAUUCUAUUUCUGAUGACGGAAUUGUGACCAUCCGCUUAGAGCCUGACGCCCAUGAUGGAAAGUUUGGAUUCAAUGUGAAAGGAGGAUUUGACAUGGGAUGUCCAAUACUCGUGUCGCGAGUCGCACCUGGCACUCCUGCUGACCAAUGCUACCCUCGAUUAAACGAAGCUGACCAAAUAAUUCAAAUCAAUGGAAGGGAAACUGCAGGAAUGAUCCAUGCAGAUGUAGUUAGUGCGAUUCGCAGUGCUGCAUCUGUGAAGAAAGAACUUGUUCUUCGUGUGAAGCAAAAUGUUUACACGACGGAUGACUACGAAGAACCACCAUUCCGUUACGUGCCAGAAGUGCCUUUGCUGCAAAUGCCAUCUCAGAGGGGGAAUGGGUCAGAAUCUAUUCAAAGCCCGUUGACCGCUUCCAUGCUCCUCUUGGCAGAAGCCAUUGAGACUGACAUUUCGAAUCAGUUUGAUCUUUUGACUCGAAGAAAACCAGAGCUAACUUGUGACGCUGCCAAGGACCAAGAAAACUCUUCCAAAAACAGAUACAGAGAUAUUUUACCUUAUGAUAAGACGAGAGUGUUACUGAUAAACUCCCCGGGAGGUGGAGAUUACAUUAAUGCUAAUUUUAUUUCAAUGGAAGUGCCAUCGUCUGGAGUGGUCAACCGUUACAUUGCUGCCCAAGGUCCGCUGUCAACUACAACCGGUGAUUUCUGGAUUAUGACCUGGGAGUCACAGUCUCCGUUGAUUGUUAUGCUGACCUCACUUAACGAACGCGGAAGAUCAAAAUGCUUUCAGUAUUGGCCUGACCAAACCAACAAUCCAGUCACUCAUCAUAACAUUCAGGUCACCCUUGUUCAAACAAAAAGCUCGAGGCAAUGGAUCCAAAGAGAAUUCACCAUCAAACACCUUCAGACAAAAGAGGAACGGUCCGUCAUUCAACUUCAAUACGAGUCUUGGCCGGAUCACGGCACCCCCUCUGACAAAAACUCCUUCAUUCGUUUUAUGGACAAAGUCAGACAAGUUCGUUCUGGGUCAUUUGAUCCUGUAAUCGUGCAUUGUUCCGCCGGAAUUGGUCGAACGGGAGUUUUAAUUUUGAUGGAAACUGCCGAAUGUCUAAUUGAAGCUAACCAGCCUGUCUACCCCUUGGACAUUGUGAAUAGAAUGAGAGAGCAACGUCCACUUAUGAUACAAACGUCUUCACAAUACCAAUUCGUUUGCGAAGCUGUCUUAAAGGUUUACCAAGAAGGAAUUGUACGUCCAAACCCUGAAUUUUGUAUUGCAGCCCCCAAUUCACCUGCAAACUGCAACGGAGCUUCUUCGUCGGCAAAUUCAUCAAGGACUUUUGCAUCGUGGUUCACCUCAGCCAAAUUGUUUAACUGAAACUUGAGUUUUGCAGUGGUUGGAAACUAUUUGGAGUGGUGACAUGCUUGUUUUAUUGAUAACUUUUUUAGUGAAUUUACAAAGUAGGAGGAACAAAGUAAAUUUUAAGUAAAGAAAAUGUACGCUCGUGUUGUUUUAGAAUUUUAUUGUGAAGCUGUGACGUGAACUGAUGUUUUUUCGGUAUUUGAUCUCGAAACUUUUUUUGUCAUAAUUUAUCAAGUAUUUGUAUCCCAAUUUAAGUAACCAUAAUUUCUGUGAUUUAAUUCUACUUCUUCUGGAUCGCGUAGAUAGAUGACAACAUAUUUAUAGCAUGCGUAAUAAGUUUAUUAUAUGUGACAAAUAAAGACCAGAUACUGCAAUAAGUAUUACCAAA